GGAAAAAUAAACUGCUCUAUUUUUUUUUUAAUAAAUCGCAAAUAAAUUUUUUAAGGAAAAAUACAGUAGAAAACUUUUAGUGAAAAAGAAAAAGAGGAAAGUACAAUGUUUGUACUGUGUCUCUUAACAGAAAUUUUAAACGAAAACUAAGAAACUGUUGUACAUAAAUGUAUACGGUAAAAUUUGUCACUCCUAAUAAAACUGGACUUAUAUUUAGGUGGUGAGGACAAAAAAAAAUAUAUAUUUUUGCAUUUUUGCAAUGAUAAUUUUGAUAUAAAUAAAAAAAAAACAGGAAUUAUUAUCUACCAAAUAAUCAUAAUUACGAAAAUGGCAGGAAUGAAAAUACCGUAUCCAAGUUCUGGAAUCUUAAUGAUGGUGGUUUGGUACAUCGUGGCAGUCCCACAGAACCCUACCCAAGCAGCGCCUCAAGGAGUGUGGCGCCGCGUGGAGGCGGUGUCGGGAAGGGAGGCUGUGCUACCCUGCGAGGUGGGAACAUUUGAACCUUCCGACAUGGUGUAUGUUGUCCUGUGGUACAGGGACGGCAACAAGGAACCGAUAUACAGUUACGACAACCGGCCGGGUCGCCUCCAGCCGCCAGAGCAGAGACACACCGUCAAUAGUGAACUGUUGCAAGGAAGAGUGACAUUUAGGCCUGGCCAGAUGCCCGCUCUUCACAUCCAACGUGUUAUGACUUCUGACCAGGCUAACUACACCUGUAGAGUUGACUUCAGGAUAGCGUCGUCAAGAAGAACCUACCUGAGUCUGCAGGUGGUGGUGCCUCCCGGUCAGCCCGUCUUAAGGAUAGGGGGCCAGCGAGUCACAAAUGAGGUGCUGGGACCCUUUCAAGAGGGAGCCUCACUGGUUAUCACCUGCAGCGUGGCAGGCGGGGAGCCUCCCCCAGACCUCGUCUGGAUGAGAGAGGACGAGGUUCUGGAUGCUACUGUGGAGUCUCGGUCCUCAGCGAUAACUGAGAACCAGCUCGGUUUGUUACGUUUGUCAAGGACCUUCCACAACGCUGUCCUCACUUGCUACGCCUCCAAUAACAACAUUACCUCGCCUACUCAAGCCUCCAUCACCGUCACCAUGAAUCUCUCUGACCCAAUACUGAGUGAUUUAUCUGAAGGUAUAGUUUCUUGUAAAACUGUUAGAUAUAUUGAUUCAUCUGAUGACAAGGAUGUCUUUACGACGACAGAACGAGGUCAAGAAUUGUCACAAUGA
This is a messenger RNA of Cherax quadricarinatus, 1218 nucleotides long. The record is from RefSeq and is a predicted model, not a curated record. NCBI's taxonomy places the organism in Eukaryota, Metazoa, Arthropoda, Malacostraca, Decapoda, Parastacidae.